AUGUCUCUUUUUGAAGGAAGCUGGAUUCCAAUCAUCUUCUGUGUGCUCUUUGUAGCAUAUAAAAACCUGCCUUUCGUGUGGCAUGUCCGGUUCCUCCGCACUCUUUUGGCACGCCUUGUCCUCAAAUCAGGAUCGAGCAAACCACUCAGCCCAGAAUGUCUCUUUCUUCCUGCCAUCCACCGAACACGGUCCCCGCUCACAGAGUGCGACUACAACAUCCACAAAUCCAACUCCACCUACUUCACGGACCUGGAUAUCUCCCGAGGCAAUCUGAGUCUGAUCUUAUUCAGCCAGCUUUUGUCUUUUUGUCCAACGUCAGACACGGCCGUCAUGAUUCUAAGCGGAGUGCAAUGCGUCUUCCGCAAGGAGAUCAAGCCCUACCAACCCUACGAGGUCUGGUCGCGCGUGAUGAGUUGGGAUGAAAAGUGGAUAUAUAUCGUCUCACACUUUGUGGAAAGAGGCAAAUUCCAGCCCCGAGAAUACUAUUUCCAAGGCGUGGCCUCUGAAGCUACCCAACGCGGAGGGCCAUCAAGCAAGAAUCAGUUGUGUAAGGGCAAUGUGUUUGCCUCUGCGGUUUCUCGAUAUGUUUUCAAGCAGGACCGCAGGACAUUUCCACCGGAGGCUAUGCUCGUCAAGUGUGGGUUGCUGCCGGCCAGAGAUGGUGCCGAGGAGGCAACGUGGCGGUCGAUUGAGGACCGGAGACGGCGGGAUCUUGAUGCUGCGCAGUUGAACUUGGGAUGGGAUGCGGUUCAUGAGGCUUUUGAUGGAAAGAUAAUCAAAGCUCUUGGCUUGUAUACAGACUUUUUGUGGCGGUAG
Molecule: messenger RNA, 816 nt
Organism: Penicillium alfredii
Lineage: Eukaryota; Fungi; Ascomycota; Eurotiomycetes; Eurotiales; Aspergillaceae
Product: acyl-CoA thioesterase
Exons: 2
Coding region: 1-816 (271 amino acids)
Source: RefSeq, a predicted model, not a curated record